Molecule: messenger RNA, 1887 nt
Organism: Dendronephthya gigantea
Lineage: Eukaryota; Metazoa; Cnidaria; Anthozoa; Malacalcyonacea; Nephtheidae
Product: 6-phosphofructo-2-kinase/fructose-2,6-bisphosphatase-like
Exons: 19
Coding region: 194-1660 (488 amino acids)
Biological process (GO): fructose 2,6-bisphosphate metabolic process; fructose metabolic process
Cellular component (GO): cytosol
Molecular function (GO): 6-phosphofructo-2-kinase activity; fructose-2,6-bisphosphate 2-phosphatase activity; ATP binding
Source: RefSeq, a predicted model, not a curated record
UGUCGUGUUGAAUGUGGUGCGUACCAUAGGUGCGUACUUCACAGUGGUUCAGUGGUCGUAAUAAAUUGUUAAUUGUCAACUGCACAAUAUUGAUAAGUUCGUUGAUCUGGUUUGCUGAGAAUUGAUAAUUAAAGAGUGAGAAAUAUCUCUUUCAUGUUGGUGUCUUCAGCGUUUCUUUGCGAAAUCGUUUAGUAUGUCGAAUCAGCAAGCUCAGGCAGGAGAGAAAGAGCCGGGAACGAGUCAGCCAGAUGCAUAUUUCGACGAAGUUAGCGGUCUAAGGGAGAAAUACGACUCGCAUAUAUUACCGGCUGACUAUAAAUAUAAAGUUGAACACCAUUACCCAGACUAUUACAAUCCCAGAUUUGUGAAUAUCCCGACUGUCAUUGUUUUGGUUGGACUGCCUGCAAGAGGAAAGACAUAUGUUGCAAAAAAAUUGGGACGAUAUCUAAACUGGAUUGGGAUUAAAACAAAAGUCUUCAAUGUCGGGGAAUAUCGAAGAAAUGUUGUUGGAGCUGAUAGAAAACAUGACUUCUUUCGUGCAGAUAACACUGAAGCUAUAGAAAUACGCAGACGAUGUGCUAUGGACGCGUUAAAGGAUGUCGCUCGGUGGUUUUCAAAUCGUGAAGGAUUUGUUGCGAUAUUCGAUGCAACGAACACAACACGGGAAAGGCGUAAAAUGGUUCUGGAUUUCUGUGAAGAACGCGGUUAUAAGGUUUUCUUUAUCGAAUCAGUUUGCGAGGACGCCGAGAUUGUCUCCGAGAAUAUAAGGGAGGUGAAGGUUUUCAGUCCGGACUACAAGACAAUGCAGAGUGACGAGGCGGUCGAAGAUUUCAAAAAACGUAUUGAACAUUAUAAAGCAACAUACGAACCAUUAUCAGUGGAAGCAGACGAGCAGUUAUCGUUUAUAAAGAAUAUAAAUUGUGGUCAACAGUUUGUCGUUAACAGGAGCCAUGGCUAUGUCCAAAGUCGUGUCGUCUAUUAUCUCAUGAACACUCACGUUCAACGAAGAUCUAUAUAUCUUACAAGGCACGGAGAAAGCUUGUAUAAUCUUGAACAACGAAUUGGGGGCAAUCCAGACCUAAGUCCAGGUGGUAAAGAGUUUGCGAUGAGACUUGGUGAGUAUAUGAACAAGCAGAAGAUUCCAAACCUUAAGGUGUGGACAAGUCAACUGAAGAGAGCUUUUCAUACGGCUGAAAGUAUCGAUGCCCCCAUUGAACAGUGGAAAGCCUUGAAUGAAUUAGAAGCGGGCAUAUUUGACGGUAUGACGUAUGACGAAGUGCAGGAGAAAUAUCCCGAAGAACAUGACCAACGGUAUCAAGAUAAGUUUAAAUACAGAUCACCGCGAGGAGAGUCGUACAAUGAUCUGAAGGUGAGAUUGGAGCCAGUUAUUAUGGAGCUUGAAAGACAGCAGAAUAUACUUGUUAUUUGUCAUCAGGCAGUUCUUCGAGUUUUACUUGCAUAUUUUUUGGAUCAUCCCUCAGAUCAGUUGCCAUACAUGAGAGUCCCUCUUCACACUGUAUAUAAACUUACACCCAUAGCCUUCGGAUGUCGUGUAGAAAAAAUUGCUAUUGACGUUGAUGCUGUGGACACACACGUUCCUCACCCCAGCAGGGCAAGCAAGGGAGAAGAGUCGCCGCUUAGCCAGAGCCUAUCGACAUAGACUGAAGUUAGCUAUCCACCGUGCAGUUAUAUAGAUCAUGUGAACUAAACGUAUUUAACCAAUCUGUGCUUGUGUAAAAUUAAUGCAAUAAUGCUAUUUUAUAAAAUAUAAUCCGAUAUCUCUAAAAAUACACAGCAAGACAACUAUAUAAAACAUUUUAAUAGCCCUAUUUAUCAGAAAUAUAUAUGAACUGCCUGAUUCAUCGCGUGUAAAAAUUACAUUUUAAA